Molecule: messenger RNA, 1035 nt
Organism: Haliaeetus leucocephalus (bald eagle)
Lineage: Eukaryota; Metazoa; Chordata; Aves; Accipitriformes; Accipitridae
Product: mesoderm posterior protein 2-like
Biological process (GO): somite rostral/caudal axis specification; regulation of transcription by RNA polymerase II; mesoderm formation
Cellular component (GO): nucleus
Molecular function (GO): DNA-binding transcription factor activity, RNA polymerase II-specific; protein dimerization activity; RNA polymerase II cis-regulatory region sequence-specific DNA binding
Source: RefSeq, a predicted model, not a curated record
AUGGCCAGACCCCCAGCCCUGCUCCUUCCCCAGGGCCUCCAGCCCCCAGUGGGCCGUGCCCUGCUCUGGGACCAGGCCAGGGACUUCACCAACACCAUCUCCCCAACAACUUCCACAAAGCCCCCUGGCGCAUCCCCACGUCCCCCAUGGGGCUGGCAGCCAGGGACUGGGGGGCGGCGGGGUGGCAGGGGUGAGCCAGGGUGGUGCGGAGGGCCAGGUGGCCCGCGGCAGAGCGCCAGCCAGCGGGAGAAGUUGCGGAUGCGGCGGCUGGCGCAGGCACUGCUGCGGCUGCGGCACUACCUGCCACCCGCACUGGCGCCUGCGGGGCAGAGCCUCACCAAGAUCGAGACCCUGCGCCUCGCCAUCCGCUACAUCGCCCACCUCUCAGCCCUGCUGGGGCUCAGCGAGGAGGCGCUGGCCCGGCAGCGGGGGGCGGCCCCCCGGCACUGCCCCCUCUGCCCCCAGGGCCUGGGGUGCUGCCAGACCCCGGACCACCGCCUGCACCUGCCGACCCCAGCCCCGCAGGAUGCUUUGCCCCCCGGCACCGUGGGCUGGGGGUCACCUCCCAUGGUGGGGACCCCCCUGGAGCUGCAUGGGGCUCCUGGUAUGGGGACAGGGGCCUGGGGGUCACCCCCUUGUGGCCCUGCUGCAGGGACCCCCCCAGAGGUGCUUGGAGUUCCCGACAUGGGGAUGGAGGCCUGGGGGUCACCCCGCUACAUCCCUGUGGCAGGGACCCCCCUGGAGCUUCACAGGACCCCUGGCUCCAUCUCAGGGUCCUGGUCAUCACCACUGUACAGCCUCGGAGCAGUGACCUCCCUGGACCCCCGGAGACGCGCCAUGGCCACGGGCACUGGGACAGCUUCCUCCUGCUGCUUGGAGCCUGCAGCCCCCCCUCCAGCCUCCUGGGGCAGGAAUGACGGACACAGGGGCCCCCGGGACCCCCAUGCGUGGCUCCCAGCUGCCUGCACACCGCCAGGUACCAGGCCCUGCCCGCGGGCAGCGGCUCCUGCCCCUCACGAGCAGCGAAGGCCCUGA